This is a messenger RNA of Spirometra erinaceieuropaei, 339 nucleotides long. Lineage: Eukaryota; Metazoa; Platyhelminthes; Cestoda; Diphyllobothriidea; Diphyllobothriidae. The record is from the annotation of a GenBank genome assembly.
AUGGUACGUCAGCUCCACGAUGUUAUGAUGGCGCGAAUCACGCACAAUGGAGCUGUCGUAGACGAUUCCACCUAUUUGGGCAGCACCCUCUCCUAUAACCCCAAAAUCGACGAUAAAGUGGCCCGUGGAAUUUCCAAAUCUAGCCAAACCUUCGGCUGUCUGCAAAACACCGUCUGGUACACCAAACUGAAGAUCCACGAGGCAGUCAUUCUGUCGACGCUGCUGUAUGGAGCGGAGACCUGGACGGCGUACAAGAAGCAGGCCCGAAGUCUCAACCGCUACCAACUCAGCUGUUUUCGACGGAUACUAAAGCUGAGGUGGCAGGACCGGAUACCGUAG